This is a messenger RNA of Camellia sinensis, 567 nucleotides long. The record is from RefSeq and is a predicted model, not a curated record. Lineage: Eukaryota; Viridiplantae; Streptophyta; Magnoliopsida; Ericales; Theaceae.
AUGACCAAUGGUGUAAUGCUUCAUCGGCAGGUAUUUUCCAAGUACGUAAGUAAGUGGAUCGGCAUCGCUUGCCCUUUUCAAGGUGCACCAGGAUGCAUCAAUGAUUCUCUCUUAACUGGACUGCAAUUUGUUGAAGGCUUUGAAAGCUUUUUCUUUGUGAAGAGGUGGACAAUGCAUCAGCUGAAAAUUAAGAAUCCCAACUACCAGCGCAAGUGGAAGACACCUAUGAUUGAUAACCCAGAGUUCAAAGAUGACCCUGAAAUCUAUGUUUUCCCGAAGUUGAAGUAUGUGGGCAUUGAUUUGUGGCAGGUGAAAUCUGGAACCCUGUUUGACAAUGUCUUGAUUUGUGAUGAUCCGGAUUAUGCGAUGAAGCUGGCAGAGGAAACAUGGGGCAAACAAAAGGAUGCUGAGAAGGCAGCAUUUGAUGAGGUAGAGAAGAAGAGAGAGAAGGAGGUAUUAUUUUUUGAAUCAAAGGAUGAUCCUGUAGAUUCUGAUGCUGAAGGUGAUGAUGAUGAAAUUGACAAAGAUGCUGAUAUUACAGAAGAGAGUGCACAUGAUGAGUUGUAG